CCUGUAAUGGGGGGAUGGACGUUUUAAGGCGUUAUUUUUCAAUUUUUUUUUUAAAAAAACGCCACACUACGGGUGGUCUAAGACAGAAAUCCUACCAUGUUUGAUUCAUUGGCCAUUAGUGUAAAACCAUCCAUCAUCUCUCCGGCCACUUUUUCCGAUUCCGAUGGCUCUGCAUAUCGCCAAACGCCUCCUCCGCACCCACGGCACCACCCCUACCGUCGCGCUUUUCUCAGCCGUUGAUCGGAGCUUUUCCUCCACCUCUUCCGAUCUGAUUCGCGCCACUCUCUUCCCCUGCGACGGCAUUGGUCCCGAGAUCGCUGAAUCGGUCAAACAGCGUUGCACCCAUGUACGGGAUUGCGGUUGCUGCUCUUGGAAUGCCGAGCACCAUUGCCACCGGUCUAGCCAUCCAUGCUUACGGUCCGAUCAGUGACAAUGCUGGCGGCAUUGCUGAGAUGGCGGGAAUGAGCCAUCGCAUCCGUGAGCGGACCGAUGCACUUGAUGCUGCUGGAAACGCCACUGCUGCUAUCGAAAAGGUUGCCCUUGUGCCUGGAGAUGCAUUUGGGGAUGACUGCUGCAUCCGGAUCUCAUAUGCGGCAUCCCUCUCCGAUUAAUAUAUUUGAUAUUAUGAGUUUUUAUUCGA
This is a messenger RNA of Helianthus annuus (common sunflower), 640 nucleotides long. RefSeq names its product pyrophosphate-energized vacuolar membrane proton pump. Lineage: Eukaryota; Viridiplantae; Streptophyta; Magnoliopsida; Asterales; Asteraceae. The record is from RefSeq and is a predicted model, not a curated record. Gene Ontology annotation, cellular component: membrane. The transcript has 3 exons. The coding region runs from base 345 to 611 and encodes 88 amino acids. Gene Ontology annotation, biological process: proton transmembrane transport. Gene Ontology annotation, molecular function: diphosphate hydrolysis-driven proton transmembrane transporter activity; inorganic diphosphate phosphatase activity.